AUGGAUGCCGAGUACGCCGACGAGAAGCCUCCCGCCAGUCGCCUGGCCGACGGCUCAAACGGCCAGAAUGGCUACGACUCGGACGACUCCGACGACGUGCCACUGGCGCUUCGUGCAACCAGGAAGAGCGCGCAGCCCAGCUUCGGCGCCCAGAUGCGGUCCAACGCGGCGACGCAGUCCUCAGACUCAGAUGAUGUGCCCUUGGGGCUCCGCGCAGCGCAGCAGACCAAGGCCAAAAAGGCGAAGCAGAUCCCGCGGCGCAACCCCGUGGGCAGUGCCCGCGCCCCGUCGGUUGGCAUCAAGCGGAAGAGCAGCCGCCAAGAGUCCGCACCAAGGCCGCGGUCGAGAGCCAGAAUGAGUUCCCAAUCCGAGGGGAAGAAAGGCGGGGACGGAAGCAAAUACAAGUGGGAGACGCUGGAGUGGAAUGGCGUCCUGUUCCCUCCGGAGUAUGAGCCGCACGGAGUGAAAAUGCUGUAUGAUGGUGUCCCUGUGGAUCUGACGCCCCAGGCCGAGGAAGUCGCGACAUUCUUCGCGGUCAUGCUGGACACCGACUAUGUGAAGAAGCCAACGUUCAUAAAGAAUUUCUGGGACGGAUUUCGACGCGUCCUGGGACCAAAGCACCCGAUAAAGGAAUUCAAGAAGUGUGACUUCGGGCCGAUCCACCAGUGGCAUCUGGCCCGAAAGGAGGAUAAGAAAGCGAUGUCAAAGGAGGAGAAAGCAAGGCUGAAGGAGAAAAAGAAUGAGGAUGAAGCAAAGUACAAGUUUGCCUAUGUUGAUGGCAGAAAGGAGCAGGUGGGCAACUUCCGCAUCGAGCCUCCUGGUCUGUUCAGGGGGCGUGGAGAGCAUCCAAAGAUGGGAUGUUUGAAGAGGAGGAUCUACCCACGGGAUAUCACGAUCAACAUUGGGAAGGGUGUCCCUGUGCCUGAUCACCCAUACCCAGGGCAGAGCUGGAAGGAGGUCAGGACUGACCAGACGGUCACAUGGCUCGCAUACUGGAAGGACCCUGUCAAUGUGAGAGAUUUUAAAUAUGUCUGGCUGUCUGCUAACAGCCACUUCAGGAUGGACAGCGACGAGGCAAAAUAUGAGAAGGCUCGCCUACUGAAGGACAAGGUGGGAGCGAUAAGAGCCCAAUACAGGGCGGAUUGGAUGUCCAAGAAGUGGGCAACGAGGCAGAUGGCCACUGCCCUUUACUUCAUAGACAAGCUGGCAUUGCGGGCGGGUCAUGAGAAAGACGACGAUGAGGCAGACACUGUGGGCUGCUGCAAUCUCAAGGUGGAGAAUGUGGAGUGCAUCAACCCUAACAAAAUCAAGUUCGACUUCUUGGGAAAAGACUCCAUCAGAUAUGAGAAUGUUGUAGAGGUGGAGCCUGCGGUGUAUGAGAAUGUCAAACGAUUCUGCAGGGCGGACGAAAAUGGCGCUCCCAAGAGCCCCGCAGCACAGCUGUUUGAUAGCUUCGAUGCAGUCGCUCUGAAUGCACAUUUGAAGCAGCUCAUGCCAGGGCUGUCUGUCAAGGUGUUUCGCACAUACAACGCGUCAAUUACUCUUGAUGAUUUGCUGUGCACACCGGACGAUGCUGGUGACAAAUCUUUCAAGUCAGUGCUUGAGCUGCCACUUCCAGAGCGGAAGGCUGCAUAUCACAGUGCAAACAAGCAGGUUGCAGUUCUGUGCAAUCAUCAGAAAGCAGCUGCCAAAGGCUUUGAUGACCAGAUGAAGAAGCUUCAGUUGCAGAUAGAAGGCCUAAACAAGGACCUUGAGGAGCUGCAGGCUGAGCUGGACGAAGCAAAGGAUUCGGGUGAUGUGAAAAAAGUAGACAGGCUCAAGAAGAGGGUGGAGGCCAAGGAAACUGCGAUACGAAAUAAAGAUGUCCAGGCACGGACCAAAGAGGAGAAUAAGAAUGUUGCACUUGGAACCUCUAAAAUUAAUUACAUGGACCCUCGCAUCACAGUUGCUUGGUGCAAACGCAAUGAGGUACCAAUCGAGGCUGUGUUCACAAAGGCCUUGAUGCACAAGUUCAGUUGGGCGAUGGAGAGCACAAUGUGGUACAGAUUCUGA
This is a messenger RNA of Ostreobium quekettii, 2052 nucleotides long. Lineage: Eukaryota; Viridiplantae; Chlorophyta; Ulvophyceae; Bryopsidales; Ostreobiaceae. The record is from the annotation of a GenBank genome assembly.